CUGUUUCAUACAGCUAGUGUCAGGACUUUGUUCUCUGGUGAAUGGCUGCCCAGCAGUUAGGCAUUCAAUAACUAUAUGUUGAAUGACUCAAUGGAUUCCCAUUUUCUUUCUUAGGGGCUUCUUCUUCUGCCUAGAGAAAUGGUCUUCAGGCCACCCUUGUUCUUUAGCCUGUGGAAAAUGAACACUGUGUUCUGUGUACCAAAUGUUUCUACAAAGACACUGACCGAGCCAUCAUGGAGGUGGCUGAGAUGGAAAGUCCUCUGAACCCCAGCUGUAAGAUAAUGACGUUCAGACCCUCCAUGGAGGCAUUCCGGGAGUUCAACAAAUACCUUGCAUACAGGGACUCUAAAGGAGCCCAUCGAGCAGGUCUUGCAAAGGUGAUUCCUCCUAAGGAGUGGAAGCCAAGACAGUGCUAUGAUGACAUUGAUAAUUUGCUCAUUCCAGCACCAAUUCAACAGAUGGUCACAGGGCAGUCAGAACUGUUCACUCAGUACAACAUCCAGAAAAAAGCGAUGACCGUGAAGGAGUUCAGGCAGCUGGCCAACAGUGGCAAAUACUGUACUCCAAGAUACUUGGAUUACAAAGAUUUGGAACACAAGUACUGGAAGAACUUACCUUUCGUGGCCCCCAUCUAUGGUGCAGAUAUUAACGGGAGCAUAUGUGAUGAGGUACAUUCGUAUUUACAAUGAGUUUUGUAAACGAUCACUGAAUGUAACAGUUUUGUUACCAUUUAAGCAGGUUAGAAGUGGUCCUUU
Sapajus apella (tufted capuchin) is the source of this 755-nucleotide messenger RNA. RefSeq names its product lysine-specific demethylase 4C-like. Gene Ontology annotation, cellular component: nucleus. Gene Ontology annotation, molecular function: histone H3K36 demethylase activity; histone H3K9 demethylase activity. The record is from RefSeq and is a predicted model, not a curated record. NCBI's taxonomy places the organism in Eukaryota, Metazoa, Chordata, Mammalia, Primates, Cebidae. Gene Ontology annotation, biological process: chromatin remodeling. The transcript is spliced from 4 exons. The coding region runs from base 234 to 689 and encodes 151 amino acids.